AUGGAUCCACGCGCCCUGGCGGAUAAGAAGUUCGACUCAUUGGUUGACAUGUGGGGCCUGGCGCUGGCUAUUUGGGAGCUUGUUACGCGAAGGCAAUGCUUUUACGGAUUGACUGACAAAGAACUCCUUGACUUUCAUCGACGUGGCGAAUGGAAAAUACCGCCGCUCGAAGGAAAACAUUUUGUCGUCGAUUUCAUCGCAAGCUGUUCGGCAGCGCCCACGUUCCGCAGACCUUCUGCGGAAAUGCUGAAGCUACUUAACGAAGAAACAGCAAAGGAUCCGGGACUCUUCAAGAGCAGUUUUGAUGUCGUCGAAAUCGAAAGCGACCAACUUCUACUGCCCGAAGGGCUUGAAAGCAUUGAAAUUACCAGGACCAACAUCUUCAAAAGCUUCGUGGGGCGGGGCCGGAAUGCCAAAAACGAUGCCCGUGGAUGCAAGUCCGAUUCCGAUGCACAAAUGACGCCGAAUUUACCCUCACUGGGAUCGGAUUUCGAAAGCGGUUUGACCGGAAGAUCCGGUUCGUUGCCGCGCGUUGGCGUACCAGGGGCAGAAUCAACCUCGUCAAUGGAGGGACAGUAUUCGGAGAUGGAAAAUUCUCAUGCUCGCCCAAUUUUCACCCCCAGUCAACGUCAAGAAGUCUCAAAAAUUAUUGACAGGAACGCUGAGGAGCUGCCGAAUUCCACGCCUUCCGAGCCCAGACAAGCCAUCGCAACAAGCCUCACGACGGCACGAAUCGAUCCAGCAAGCAUUCCUACAGUCCUGCCUAUUAAUACAGUGUUUACCCGGCAGUCCCGGUUCUCCACGCCCACCCGGUUAAGAGUUGAUGACUACGACAAGUUGAGGGCACAACACUUGGCCGCUAUCCGAACGAUCGAACAGCGCACAAUGGCGAAGCAGAGACCGCCAGGAGCCCAG
This is a messenger RNA of Mesorhabditis spiculigera, 915 nucleotides long. Lineage: Eukaryota; Metazoa; Nematoda; Chromadorea; Rhabditida; Rhabditidae. The record is from the annotation of a GenBank genome assembly.